UCGCCCACCACUAGUGCUAAAAAAAACAUUCGAAAGCGAAAAUUUUAAACAAAACGCGAAAAUACGAGAUAUAAUCCAACGCAAAACACUGUUGGGAGGCGCAAGAUGAAGGAGAACAACAAGAUCCUCCAGCUCAUCUAUGUGGCGUGGCGCGAGCGCUGGUCGGACUCCCAGUGGGGCAUCAACAUAAAAAAGGUGCUACCGAGGGGAGUCAGCGGGGAUGUGUACAACCUGGCAGACUGUCUUAUGCAGCAGGCACUUAUUGGCUCCACAGCGAAUCCGUUGGUUUUGAACUACCUGAAGCAUUCGCUAUGCACUCAUCUCGUCUCCCAUGCUGCCGUUCUGCGCUGCAUUGCCAAAUAUGACAAGCUGGAGCGGGUCUAUUGCAUCACCGCACUUCUGGAGUUUCUAGCCACCAUUGUGGACGGCGUGACCUGUCGAAUCAAAUCCGAAGAGGCUGUGCUGCCAGGAGCUGUGGUUCACCUGGUCUACUGGCUGCUACAUUUUGCCCGAACCGUGCAGCACUACGAGCUCUAUGGGGAAAUCAGUGCCGAGCAGUCAUACAUGCUGGACCAGAUCUGCCUGGUCAUCGAUCGCCUCAGCCAGCAACAGUUUCUGCUCUCUAUGCUAUAUGUAGGCUGCCACGAGGAGCUCGAGGUACGCGGUCGAAUAAGGGACAAGUAUGCCAGCGUCAAGGGAUCGCUCACCAACUCCAACUUCACACUGAAUGCACCUGCCGUCGAGCAGCAGCUACAGCAGUUGGCAUAUAUCGAGGCCAAACACUUACCAAUGCAGACACUGAAUCCACCGCCGACGCUGGAGAAGACCUCUUGUUGUGUACAACCUCUACUGGCGGUCGAGGUGCUCUUGAAUCCCUGCAAGGAUACCAGCUACUAUGUGGCUGAGUUACAGAUGCUGCAACGAUUGAAGCGCUACUCCAACACAAGGCUUUUUUACGAGAUCAUCCGUGCGGGAUUUCUAACGUUGAGCAACGUGGCUGACACAAGUCCGGAUACCGUGUGGGGUGCCUUCAUGUUCUUUAAGAUGCCGCACAUCAUCAAGCAGCUGCACGCCCUACAGCGUAUGCCCGGAGAACAGCCACCGCCAGCGGAUUACAUACCCGAGCUGGUAGAGGCCUUGGAGCUGCUAAUUGAGGACAACCUGCUGCUAGACUUUAUGGACACCAAGUGCUCGUGCAACAUGAUCGAGUUCCUGCUAAACGAUUGGACCAAACAGCAGUUGGUCAAUGACGUACACGUCAAGAAGUUCGCCAGCCAGAGGGAAGACGCCUCGCAGCUCCUCAAAAAGUGUGACAAUGUCCAGCAGACACCCUCCAACAUUAACUUCAUUAAGCGUGCAGAGGUGCCCCUUUCCGGGGUCCUGAAAACCCUGUGCACCAACAAGGUGCAGGAUAUGGUGAACGUGCUCUGCCAGGUACCGGUGGGCAACAGUUUCGAGCUAAUUCUUUCGGUGGCCACCGUCGAGGGGCGGCUCAAGACCUUUGUUUCUCGCCUAAUUCAGUGCAAUGAGAACUCUAAGCCAGUGCCCGGUGAGCUGGGCAAGCUGUGCGUCAUCCGGUCCACUCUAUUCGACGUGUCCUUUCUGAUGUUGACCAGUAUUGUCCAGACCUACGGAUCAGAGGUGGUCCUCUCUGAGCGCGGUGACUCCUUCUUCGAGAAGUGGGUGCGCGAAUGCAUGGUGGAACGCAACAAAUUAAAGAAUCCCCGCCAGAUACUGGCUCUCUGCGAUGACAGCAUCGUCGAUGAGCUUCUCCUUAGCCUAAGCAAACCGGAAGCGGCCCAGCUGAAACCCAGCAACCUGAGUUGGCAGGACACAUGCCUGAAUCUGCCCGGAGUGCUUCACCAUGUACUCAUUGCCUGGGAACAGGAGACGCUCUCCUCGGCAGAUGUCAAAAGUAUUUUGGAUAAUAUUAAGAGGCGGCUGUUUAGUUUCUCCGUGUGCGCCACCAGCUUCCUCUGCGCCUACAUGUACUUAGUGAAGGAAACGGAGCUACUGAAGCCUCUCAACAUGAUCCAGCAGUUCCUGGCGCCGCUAACCAACGAGGAGCUGUCCAGCCAGGAGAAUGCCAAGGAGCGACUAGCACUAUCCUAUCAGAUUAUUCGGAAAAUGCAGCACGACGUCCAUCCCGCAUCCAGCGCUAAAUCUCGCCUGAUUUCACACUCCCCGCUGGUCGAACAGUUCCGCGAGGUGUGGCGCACGGUGGUGGAGGCCGGACACUUGCCAGUUCGCGCGGCCCAGACGUUAGAAUCCCUGCUUUUGGCCGGCGGAGCGGCGUGGCUGGCCACGCAGCUGGUAGAGCAGCUAUUGGCCUGCAAGUAUACGCGGGAUAUGUCACGCACCAUGGAUGUGGUCUUUGCCGUGAUGCACCUGGAUAUCGAGAAGACCACAGAGGCUUUGCUGCAAAGUGUAGUGGCUCCUUUAAUGCUCCGAAGACAGGGCGAGGACAUCAAUGAGCCUCAAUCCCUGGUGCUGGCCCGCCUCUGCGUCUACUGCAUUAUAUCCUGCCUGGAAUCACGCAACGCCAACUCCUCUUCGGCAUUGACAGCCAUGAAGAAACGUACGCGGUCCCAUGAUGAAGAGGAACUGGUCAACAAUGCGGCCAAGGUGCGAAAAGUAAUUGGCGAGGGCAGCGACAAUUCCAGCGAUUUUACGGACACGGCAGCCACAGGCGGGAGCGCAGGUCUGGGAGGAACUCAACUAGGAACCACCGCCGCUUUCACUGGCGAGGUGCGGGCCACACCGCUUACGCUUAGGGAGUCUCUGCAGACAAGCGUUCAGCACAUUUUCGGGGUAUUUGUGCAGUUCGUUAGCGGCGAUGAGCUGUCACCCAAGGCCGUUUUCGUUUACCAGUUCAUUUCGCUGCUUGUGGAGUGCGGCGGUGAGCGAGUUGCCCCUGUGCUGCGGCUCCUGCCCUCCAAUCUUGUGCAACAGCUGCUCAAGGUUCUGGUCACCGACGAUAUACGUGUGGGCCUCAUCAGCCGGCUCUACGAUCUGAGAGUGCCGGGCGGAAGGCAAGCGGCCGUCGCCGAUCUGUGCCUGUGGCGGAACAUGCAGAUGGCCAGGCACAGCAUCCACCUGUGAGGGAUCAAGCAGGAGGGAUGUGCCGAUAAUUAAGAUUAAGAGACGGGGCGGGCGAAAUUGCUAAAUGAAAUUGUAUUAAAAACUAGACAUUUUUGACUCGA
This is a messenger RNA of Drosophila serrata, 3203 nucleotides long. RefSeq names its product mediator complex subunit 24 (gene MED24). The record is from RefSeq and is a predicted model, not a curated record. Gene Ontology annotation, biological process: positive regulation of transcription initiation by RNA polymerase II. Gene Ontology annotation, cellular component: mediator complex. Gene Ontology annotation, molecular function: transcription coregulator activity. Lineage: Eukaryota; Metazoa; Arthropoda; Insecta; Diptera; Drosophilidae.